AUGGGUUCCAAUCUGCUUCCAUUUUCCUCCCGCUUCCGCAAGCAUUUACCACUUUCUCUUCUUCUGGUCGCCGUCGGCAGCGGCGGGUACUUGCUCCCUUCGAUAGCUCUCAAUUUCCUGGUCAUGGUUCUGUCCGUUUCUCUGGUCUUCGUCCUCUCGAAGAAAGAUCAGGUUCAGGAGACCGAUCAGGUGAAGACUCCAUGGGGCAGGAGGGAUAAUGGUGCCUUCGAACCGCGGAAGCAGAUCCAUGGCGAGGGAGAAGAGGAGAUUCCAGCCCUCGAUUUCAGCGUUGGAUCGCCGAGCCUGCCGCCGCAAUGGACGCCGGCGGGCGCCGCGGAUCACAUUCACAUUCCGGCGAACUCCGAUGACGAGGCGUCCGUGGAGAGCUCGGAUCAAACCCUCACCUCGCCGGAGAGCUCCAUCUCGGAUGAGGAAAGCCUGAUCGAGAUUACCCUCCAGAGUGGCCACUCCGUGGGAUCCCGAGACACAUUUCGUCCCAAUUCUCCGCUGUUCUUCCCCGAGCUCUCCGCCGAGUUGGUCGUCCACCAACAGGGGCUCCUGGAGCUGUUGACGGAGAUCAUCGAAGAAGACAAUCUGAUCGAGAUAGACCUCGCCGCCGGCUCCGUCAAGUGCUCCAGACUGGGGAUCAAGGCAUGA
Spirodela intermedia is the source of this 657-nucleotide messenger RNA. Lineage: Eukaryota; Viridiplantae; Streptophyta; Magnoliopsida; Alismatales; Araceae. The record is from the annotation of a GenBank genome assembly.